Anoplophora glabripennis (Asian longhorned beetle) is the source of this 1461-nucleotide messenger RNA. Its product is annotated as glycine-rich cell wall structural protein-like. The transcript is spliced from 3 exons. The record is from RefSeq and is a predicted model, not a curated record. The coding region runs from base 24 to 1292 and encodes 422 amino acids. Lineage: Eukaryota; Metazoa; Arthropoda; Insecta; Coleoptera; Cerambycidae.
UUCACACACACACACACACAGACAUGAAACCGUUUUUGAUAACAUCUUUGCUAUUAGCAGUCGCCACUUUGGGAUCAUGUGGCGAGGCUAAGUCAAAAACGGUGAACAAAAACGAAAAACGAGGAAUACUGUCUAGCGACAUUGGUAGCGGUUACGGGGGAGGCAGCAGCUAUGGAGGCAGUAGUUAUGGAGGCAGCAGCUAUGGAGGCAGCAGCUAUGGAGGCAGCAGCUAUGGAGGCAGCAGUAUAUCCCUAGGAGGCGGCCACGGAGGCGGUAUCAGUCUCGGUGGUGGACUAGGAAGUGGACUAGGAGGUGGAUUAGGAGGUGGCCAUGGAGGCGGCCUCGGCGGCGGACUCGGUGGUGGAUACGGAGGCGGUCUAGGCGGCGGUCUCGGUGGUGGAUACGGAGGCGGCCUAGGCGGCGGAUACGGAGGCGGCAUCGGCGGAGGAUUAGGAGGCGGCAUUGGAGGUGGAUUUGGAGGCGGCAUCGGUGGUGGCAUUGGAGGAGGUUUUGGAGGUGGUGCAGGAGGCGGCGGCGGUGGUGGAGCUACCGUCACUACCAUCAGCCAAACCGUUCCAGUUCCAGUACCACAGCCUUAUCCUGUUACUGUUGAAAGACGUGUUCCCGUUCCUGUUCCUCAGCCUGUUGCCGUUCCCGUACCAAGACCAGUUCAGGUUGCAGUUCCAGUCGCCCAGCCAGUAGAAGUACCCAGACCAUACCCAGUAGUCGUUAACCGACCAGUUCCUGUACCAGUCCCAACUGCCGUUCGUGUACCUUACCCUCAACCUGUCGGCAUACCAGUUCCUCAACCCUACCCAGUCACUGUCCCACAACCUGUCCCAGUUAGAGUACCACAAACCGUCGUAGUACCCGUUGCCCAACCCGUCUUCGUCGGCGGAGGCGGCGGUGGUGCUGGAGGUGGCGCCGGAGGUGGUCUAGGAGGUGGUUUCGGAGGAGGUCUUGGCGGUGGUCUUGGAGGUGGUCUAGGAGGUGGUCUAGGAGGUGGUCUAGGAGGUGGCCUAGGAGGUGGCCUAGGAGGUGGUCUAGGAGGUGGACUCGGUGGAGGUCAUGGCGGUGGCUUAGGAGGUGGAUUAAGCGGUGGAUAUGGAGGAGGAUACGGCGGCGGAUAUGGCGGCGGAUAUAGCGGUGGAUAUAGUGGCUCCCUUGGUGGUGGCAUUGGGGGAGGUCAUGGAGGUUCCAUCUCUCUAGGUUCCGGAGGCGGCCAUGGUGGUGCUACCAGUUACUCCAGCAUUUCCAUCGGUGGAGGUGGAGGCGGCUACUCCAAAUACUAAGAUACUCAUGUAUAAGACUAAAGUCAUGCUCAUUUCUAUCAUCUCAUCUUCAAAUUCUUCCCAUGUUCGAUCGUUACCAAUGUGAUAACAGUAUUUUAUGUUACUUAAGGAGGUUGUCUCAGCCAUUUGUGUACAUACUUUAACAUCCCUUAAUAAAUGAAGUAUUUUA